GUGAAUCAUCAUUCAUCUAAUAAUGAAACAUAUCAAGAAAGAUUGGCACGAUUAGAAGGUGAUAAAGAGUCGCUCAUACUGCAGGUGAGUGUUCUUACAGACCAAGUGGAAGCUCAAGGAGAGAAAAUCCGGGACUUAGAAAUCUGUCUUGAGGGGCAUCAGUUGAAACUGAAUGCUACAGAAGAAAUGCUUCAACAGGAGUUGCUAAGUCGAACUUCACUAGAGACUCAGAAAUUAGAUCUAAUGGCUGAAGUUUCAGACCUGAAGAUUAAGCUGGUUGGUAUGGAAAAGGAGCAGAGUGAAUAUGAAGAGAAACAGAACAAAGCUGAGGGUUUGCUACAGGAACUCAGACACCUCAAAAUUAAAGUGGAAGAACUGGAAAAUGAAAGAAAUCAAUAUGAAUGGAAAUUAAAAGCAACUAAAGCUGAGAUAGCCCAACUUCAGGAACAAUUAGCUCUUAAAGAUGCAGAAAUAGAACGCUUACAAAGUCAGCUAUCCAGGACCUCAUCACAUAGCGAAGUGGCAGAAAGAGAUCAAGAAGUUCAAAGGUUGAAGAUAGGAAUGGAAUCGUUAUUGGCUGCAAAUGAAGAAAAGGACCGUCGAAUAGAAGAGCUGACACUGUUGCUGAGCCAGUACAGGAGAGUCAAAGAGAUAAUGAUUGCAGCUCACGGCUCUUCUGUCUCUGGGGGCAGUGAAGAGGAACUUGAGACAACUUUAAGGAAGUGGAAUCUUUUGACUAAUCCUCAAGGAGAAUUAUUGAAAACAGAGGCCUCUUCAGGAGAAUUGUCACCAGCUGUGCUCUCUCCGUCGCCUCACAAAGCCAUGGAAAUCAGGGCUCCCCAGAAAAAAAAGUCAAGUAGUUUGGAAGACCUGCAGAGCGAAGCCCUGGAAAAGUAUGUAGACGGAAAACCAGCACAGCCUGUUGUAGAACAAGAGAGUAAGCCGCUUCCGAAAGGCAGCAAGUACCAAACCUUGCCAGGGAAGCUGCCUCGACCACUGCAGAAUGGAGAGCAGGGAACAUGUAAUUCACCAGAUGGGUCUGGUGUGAAUGACACCGAGGACAGCAGCUUCCUGGGCCUGAGAGACACGGAGAACGUGGAUGGUACAGUGGUCUCAGAUGACCUUUCGCCUCUUUCUUCGGGAACGGAUUCAGGCCCACAAUCUCCAUUGUCUCCAGAAAACAGAAAGAGUCCAAAAGGGAUCAAGAAAAUCUGGGGAAGAAUAAGAAGAACUCAGUCAGGUAACUUCCCUGCAGACGACCUGGGGUUGGCAGAGUUUCGAAGAGGUGGUCUCCGUGCAACAGCUGGGCCUCGGCUGUCCAGGUCAAAGGAAACCAAAGGCCAGAAAAGUGACUACAAUGCUCCGUUCGCUCAGUGGAGCACUGAGAGAGUUUGUAACUGGCUUGAGGACUUCGGUCUUGGUCAGUACGUCAUCUUUGCACGGCAGUGGGUGACUUCAGGCCAUAUGCUGUUGACUGCGACACCCCAGGACAUGGAAAAGGAAAUGGGAAUAAAGCAUCCACUGCACAGGAAGAAACUAGUUUUGGCCAUUAAAUCAAUAAAUGCAAAACAAGAUGAGAAGUCUGCACAGCUUGAUCAUAUCUGGGUGACACGAUGGCUCGAUGACAUUGGUUUACCUCAGUACAAAGACCAGUUUCAUGAAGCCAGAGUGGAUGGGAGAAUGUUGCAGUACUUAACUGUGAAUGACCUUCUCUUUCUGAAAGUCACCAGUCAGCUGCAUCACCUGAGUAUUAAAUGUGCCAUUCAUGUGCUGCACAUCAAUGGUUUCAACCCCCACUGUCUGCGCAGGAGACCAGUUGAGGAGGUAAGAAAGAUUAUUAACGGCUCGCCUUCUGAAGUUGUUCAGUGGUCCAACCACAGAGUGAUGGAAUGGCUCAGAUCCGUCGACCUGGCAGAAUACGCACCGAACCUGCGAGGAAGCGGAGUGCACGGCGCCCUCAUUCUUCUCGAGCCUCGCUUCAACGGCGACACGCUGGCGAUGCUGCUGAAUAUUCCCCCUCAGAAGACGUUGCUGCGGCGGCACCUGACGACCAAUUUCAACGUAUUAAUUGGAGCAGAGGCUCAACAAGAAAAGAGAGAAAUAACGGAGUCCACAGCAUACACACCUCUGACCACCACCGCCAAAGUCCGGCCAAAAAAACUUGGAUUUUCACAUUUUGGAAACUUAAGGAAAAAGAAAUUUGAUGAAUCAACAGACUACAUUUGUCCUAUGGAUACAAACCCAGGUGCUACAAAUGGUUCUCAGAAGAACUACGGUGGAUAUAAAGGCCUUAGUCCCGUCACUGACAGGGAGCUGGAUCAGAUGGAACAUUCAGAAGGAACAGUAAUGCAAAUAGGGGCUCUUUCUCAAGGCAUAAGCCAUCUUACGGUAUGUACUAAUUCCAUUUCUUUUAAAGUAACAAAUGUAUUCUGCUGGAAUUCAAUGCAAGUAGGUCAUUGCUGGUGGUGGUGA
Nestor notabilis (Kea) is the source of this 2472-nucleotide messenger RNA. RefSeq names its product PTPRF interacting protein, binding protein 2 (liprin beta 2) (gene PPFIBP2). Lineage: Eukaryota; Metazoa; Chordata; Aves; Psittaciformes; Psittacidae. Gene Ontology annotation, biological process: neuromuscular junction development. Gene Ontology annotation, molecular function: protein binding. The record is from RefSeq and is a predicted model, not a curated record. Gene Ontology annotation, cellular component: presynaptic active zone.